ACUUGAGUGGUGACACUCCUUUGGAAGACAGUUACACCAUAACUCGUAUGUUUGGAAAUGUCCAAGUUACUGUUAAAUUUGGAGAUCUGCUCGCAGAGGGAACACACUGCAUAGUAAAUAGUACAAACGAAGACCUGGACAUGUCAAUUGGUGCUGUAUCCAAAGCUAUUUUGCAAAAGAGGGGUCAAAGCCUGCAAAAAGAAAUUGAUCAGAAAAAGAGUAUGAUGAACAGUGAGCAUUUAGUAAUAACUAGUGCUCCAAAUCUACCUAGUAAGACAAUUUUGCACAUUGCUUUGAAUGCAAGAAAUGGAUUACAAAAUGAUGUAUUCAAUUGUUUAAACGAAGCAGAAAAACAAAACAUGAUAAGCAUCGCAUUUCCAGCUCUUGGCACAGGUGGACUUAUAUGGGGUGUGCCAAAUAUACCAAAAUGUGCUAAAGGAAUGACAAGGGCUGUCAAAACGUUUUCAAGUAAGAACCCGAAACAUUUAAGGGAUGUGCGGUUUGUGGUUUUUCAAAGAGAAAUGUUUAAUCCAUUUUAUACCACACUUGACGCAGAAAGUGAAACGAAAACCAAACAAAAUGUGGUAUCUCGGAUGUUGACACAUUUAAAAAACAAGGUGAACAAUUCGGAAAACUCUGAUGAAAGUCAAAAAGAUUCUGAUGUCAACAAAGUUACAUUUUGCAUCUAUUCAUUCGGCGAAGAUGAAAUGGACAAAGCGAUAAGGAAACUAGAUUCAUUUCUUGAAAAAGAAAUGGAGUCAAAGAUAUUCACUGAUUACAUUAUACAGCAACUUGAUACGAAUCAGGUUGGGGAAAUUAGAUCAAUCGCACUUCAACAUAACAGUGAAAUUAAAAUAGACAAACAAAAAUGUAUGAUAAAGAUUUGCGGAAUGAAAGACAAUUUUUUCGAGGCAUAUGAUAAAAUUCAGAGUUUCAUCAAGAAUGCAAUUCAAAUAGACUACAUGUCCAACAUUGCCCAAUGGUAUUUCAUUGAAGUAACAUACGAUGGGGACGAGGUUCUUGAGUAUGACAGAGAUCUCAACUUAAAGAUAGAAACUGCAUACAAACAAAAUGAUAGACAGAUGGGAUACAGCUAUGAUGGAAAGAAAUACAUAAUUGACUUUGAAAGAAUGGAAGAAUAUCCCGAAGAUGACAAGUCAAACGUGUUAAAGGUGCUCAGGAGAAAUGUUGUUAAGGGAGGUGCAACUGAUAUUCCACCUAGGUGGGGUGAUUUACAAGGAGGGAAUCUUAGCGUGGUUGAUCUUAAACAAGAUGAACAAGAGUACAAAGAUAUGGAACAGAUAUUUCUAAACUCUGUCUAUCAAUACAAUUUCAACGUUAAAAAGAUCCAGAGAGUGCAAAAUAAAACGCUUUGGGAACAAUACCAAAGCAAACUAAAACAAUUAGAAGAAAAAAAUAAACCAGGAACGCAAAAUGAAAGAAUGUUAUGGCAUGGUACAAGAGUUGACGCAGUUGACAGCAUAUAUGCCCAUGGAUUCAAUAGGAGUUUUUGUGCACAAAAUGCUGUUGCCUUUGGCAAAGGUGUCUAUUUUGCCGUUGAAGCUGAUUACUCAUGUGAUAAUACUUACUCUGUACCAGACCCAAAUGGUGUGAAGAGAAUGUAUUAUUGUCGAGUACUCACUGGUGAAUACACCAAAGGGUCACACGGACUGCGACAACCUCCAGAAAAACCUUCCGGUGGACCACACAGCCUGUACGAUUCUGUUAUUAAUGACCCUAAUAACAUCAAAAUGUUUGUUGUUUUUAACGAUACCCAAGCAUACCCAGAAUACAUAUUGUCCUUCAAAUAAAGAAUAGCUGAGUUUUAUGUGAUGGUUUUAAGUCUUACAAUUCAUACAGAAAAGUAACAGUGAAUGGUACAAUAGACUUCAAGAAAUCUCUUAAAAGUAAUACGAGUGACAAAAUUGGUACUGUUAUUUUAAGUAACAAAUGUUCAUGAUUUGAAUAAAAUGACGAACAGUAAAAACUGAUAAAAAUGUUUAAAUAUAAUGCAAAAAUAUAUAUGAUUGACUUUUGUAUGUGAAGUCUUUUCAAAUUAGUCAUUUAUGUACUACAUUUUUGUCAAGAUUAGCUUUAGUUUGUCAUAUGGACAUGUUUUUAUAAAGUAAUAUUUUGUUGCAUGUUAACCUC
Molecule: messenger RNA, 2151 nt
Organism: Ruditapes philippinarum (Manila clam)
Lineage: Eukaryota; Metazoa; Mollusca; Bivalvia; Venerida; Veneridae
Product: protein mono-ADP-ribosyltransferase PARP14-like
Exons: 11
Biological process (GO): negative regulation of gene expression
Cellular component (GO): nucleus; cytoplasm
Molecular function (GO): NAD+ poly-ADP-ribosyltransferase activity; transcription corepressor activity
Source: RefSeq, a predicted model, not a curated record